Phragmites australis (common reed) is the source of this 2586-nucleotide messenger RNA. RefSeq lists its product as uncharacterized. Gene Ontology annotation, biological process: transmembrane transport. NCBI's taxonomy places the organism in Eukaryota, Viridiplantae, Streptophyta, Magnoliopsida, Poales, Poaceae. Bases 237 to 1895 code for a protein of 552 amino acids. Gene Ontology annotation, molecular function: transmembrane transporter activity. The transcript has 4 exons. Gene Ontology annotation, cellular component: membrane. The record is from RefSeq and is a predicted model, not a curated record.
GCGCAGCCAACGCGCACGAGCGAAAAGGCCACACAAACGGUCGUAGAUUGGGCUCCUCCGUCUCCUCUCACCAACGCCAAGUCCCCGACCGAAUCCUCGUUCUCCUCCCUCCCUUUGUUCUUCCACACCACCAGCCCACCACUCCAUUCGUCCUCCUACUCUGCCAUCAAGCCAGAGGGAACACAAGGCUGCGGCUGCGGCUGCGCUCUCCGGGGGCGGGCGCCGCGAGUCGCGUCAUGGGUGCCGCCGAUAACGGCGCGGCGCCGCGGCAGGAGGGUGACCGAGGGAAGGGGACGGCGCCGGAGGCGGAGGAGAGGGAGGUGAAGGUGGUCGUCGUGGACCAGCCGCCGCCGCCUCCAGCGAGGCUGCAGGCGCAGCGGCCGCUGGCACCGCUGCAGGUCACCACGCAGGCGCUGGCGCCGCCUCCAGCGAGGCUGCAGGCGCAGCGGCCGCUGCAGGUCACCACGCAGGCGCCGCCGCCGCCCAUGUCAGUGGCCUCCGGCGCCGUCGAGCCGCCGCCGCAGGCGGCGGCGUACCAGCCCGUCCUGCACAACCCACCGCAGGGGCCGCUCCCGUCGCUCAACUCGCGCGUGUACACCAACGGCAUCACGCUGUGCCUCUUCCUGCUCCACCUCGCCGCGGCCGGGUUCGCCGUCGGGUUCUUCGUGUUCAAGACCGUCCAGGAUAUCACCCAGCACCCACGGUCCCGCAAUGCGAGGCGCGAGCUCAGCCUUCUGCGCGACUGGCUGCUUCCCGUGGAGGGCGCAGUGGCGCUCAGCAUCGUGCUGGCGUUCGCGUGGCAGAAGGCGGUGCGCGCGUGGCCGCGCGCCAUGGUGCGCGUCAUCCUUUGGUCCAGCUUCGGCGUGACGAUGGGCGUGGGCGCGCUGCUCAUGUGCUUCUCCACGCUGGCCACCGUGGGACUUGGCGUCGCGAUGGUCGUGUUCUCCAUCGGCACAGGGCUGUACGCGUGCUGGGCGACGCGCCGCGUGGGCUUCACCGCGCGGGUGUUCGAGCGCGCGGUGCAGCCGGUGGACAAGUUCCGCGGGCUGAACGGCCCCGCCUACCUGAUGAUGGCGGCGGGGUUAGCGUGGAUCUCCGUGUGGUGCGUGGCCGUAAUCGGCGCGGCCAACUUCCGGUUCUCCGGGCUGACGAUCCUGGCGCUGGUGCUGAGCCUGGCGUGGACGGCGGAGGUGAUGCGGAACGUGGCGAACCUGACGGCCAGCCGGGUGAUCGCGCUCUACUACCUCCGCGGCAUGCAGUCGAGCGUGCAGAUCAGCUUCCAGCGCGCGCUGUCGUACAGCCUCGGGAGCGCCUGCCUCGGCUCCCUCUUCGUGCCCACCAUCGAGGCGCUGCGCAUCCUGGCGCGCGGGCUUAACCUCCUCGAGGGCGAGGACGAGUUCAUGUUCUCCUGUGCCCACUGCUGCCUCCACGUUAUGAACGCCAUCUUCAGCUUCGGCAACAGCUGGGCCUUCGUCCAUAUCGCGGCGUACGGGCGGGGAUUCGUGCAGGCGUCGCGGAGCACGUGGGGGCAGUUCGAGGCGCUGCCGGGGAUGGCGGCGCUGGUGGACUCGGACAUCACGAGCUCGGUGUGCUUCCUGACGGGCGUGACAAGCGGCGCGCUGUGCGUGGCGCUGGCCGGGUCCUGGACGUUCGCCACGCACCGGCACUACACCGCCACCGUCUCGCUGCUCGCCUUCUUCGUCGGGUACCUCAUGACGCGGAUCGGCAUGGCGCUGCCGCAGGCGUGCGUCGGGUGCUACUACGUGUGCUUCGCCGAGAACCCGGGCUCCCGGCUGUUCGACUCCACCAUACCCGAUCGGCUGCACAAGAUGCAGGAGGGCCGCGACCCGCUCGUGCCGACGCCGCGGUUCCCGCACCAGCGCGUCGGCGCGUGAGUGUCUCGCCCGCUGUUUCUCUCGUGUACCGCUCGCGCGUGAGUGCAAUGCAAGCGCUUCGAUGGAACUGGACUCGGGUCGUUCUCGAACCGAACUCGCCGACGGUGAGCCGGUGUGCGCAGCUCCAGUGGACGCGGCGAUCCGGAUGAGGACUGAGGAGGCUUGUCGUCGCGUGAAUGGAAAGCAACUGGAGUUGGAGAAUUGAAGAAGGAUCUCUCCCUGCCCAUGCUGUGCAUCAAGCGUAAGCAUUGCGUAAAAGAUUUGGAGCCUUGUCAGAUUGGGACUUGGAUAGAUUUCUUUUUUCUUUUCUUUUCUUUUUGUAAAUCCAUCCAUUUUUUGUUAGUAGUAAUGAGGAACCUUAAAAUUUCGGGUAUGUAGACAGAUGUAUUCUUGUAUAGGAAUUAGUCUGAAUAUUUUAACCACAUUCAUAUUUCUGUGCAUUAACAAGUAACAACUAUGCUCUGGUUGGUUCACACAGUGAUGGAAUGGAUGGUGGAUAGCAGUCGUUAUGUUCUGGACGUUUCGUCUUAGUACUUCGGUGGGGUGUGGGGGCACAUGGCAAGAAACCACUAUAAAACUUAGCUGAACUAAGCCCAUAAACUGAAGAGUGACAGGUGUGAUUCAUUCUAUUGGAGUAUAUUACAGAAAUUUGUAAAUAUUUGGGACUUGAGAUUGAGAGGUUGUUGUUCAA